Rotaria sp. Silwood2 is the source of this 1587-nucleotide messenger RNA. Lineage: Eukaryota; Metazoa; Rotifera; Eurotatoria; Philodinida; Philodinidae. The record is from the annotation of a GenBank genome assembly.
AUGGAAACAAUGGCAUAUACUAAGAAAACAUACGAAAAAGAAGUGUUACAAUUACUAGAAAAGUUGCCUUUUUUUGAAGGUAACAUUACAACGGAGCUCGAUGAAGAAUCCACGAAAGAAUCAAUAGAAAAACCUGAAUUUUCACCUAUUGAACAUUUAAUAAGAUACUUUGAAUCAGAAAGUGUUAACAAACAAACAGAGGAAGAGAACGAAGAAGAAGAAGGAAUACAAUACCUUAAUACAAUAGAUGAAUAUGUGAUUCCAAAUAAAGAAGAUAUCACUAUAAUUUGGUUUGAUGAACAUAUUGAUCCAGGUAAUAAAACUAGUAGGUGUUUAAGAAGAAUAUAUAGAAAAAUAAAUGAUUAUAUAUUAUUUUAUAAUAAUCAAAACAAAUGUAUUAAGUAUAUUGAAUCCAUUAUGAAUGAAAAAAUAUUUCUUAUUGUAUCCAGUUUAUGUGCAAAUGAAUUCAUAUCGAAAGUUCACUCAUUUAAAAAAAUCAUAUCAAUAUUUGUAUAUUGUAUCGAAAAACGAAAAUAUGAAUAUUUAUCAAAUCAAUAUAAUAAAAUAGUUGGUGUAUUUAAUAACCAACAAACACUUGUAAAGUUUUUUAAAAAUAAACUUCGAUUAGUAGAAAAACAAUCAUCUAGUUACAUGAUAUAUGAUGAAAAACAAAAAACAUUUCGCACUCCAACUAAAGAAUCAAGUUCAUUUUUAUAUUUUCAAUUAUUUAAAGAAAUUCUUCAAAAAAUGCCACAAACAAAUGAUUCAAAAAAAGAAAUGAUUAAUCAAUGCCGUAGAUAUUAUCAUGGAAAUAGGAAAGAACUUGAAAAUAUUGAACAAUUUGAAUUAACUUAUCUUCCAAAUGAUGCAAUAUAUUGGUAUACUAAAGAUAAUUUUGUGCAUAAAUUAAUAAAUAAAGCAUUAAGAAUAGAAGAUAUAGAUGCAUUAUAUACAUUUCGAUUUUUUAUCGUCGAUUUAUGUUCAUGUAUUACGACUAAUUAUGAAAAAUUAAAAGCAAUAUCAAAUAAUCAAAUUUCAAAUAUGAAACUUUUUCAUGGAUCUAAAAUACCAAAUAGUGAGAUUCAAAAAUUAAAAGACAAUAUUGGUUGUUUAAUAUCGGCAAAUGGAUUUUGGUCAUGUAGUAAAAAUAAAUCCAUAGCAAAAAUAUUUGCUGGUAUUGAUAGUAAUUAUACUAGUAUUGAUGAUAAUCAAUCUGUUUUAUUUGAAAUUACAAUUGAUUUAGGAAUACAAUCAUUUAUUUUCACUGAUAUUUCUGAAUUCAGUGAAUUUCCAGAAGAAGAAGAAGUUUUAUUAUCAUUAGGUACUGUAUUUCAAAUUGAUAGUGUUUUUUAUGAUGAUAUUGAUAAAUACUGGAAUAUUCAAGCAAUACCAUCAGAUAAAGGAACAGAAAUUACUACACAAUAUAUCGAAUAUAAUAGAACAGUAAUGAAUGAAUCAGAUGUUGUCAUUAUGUUUGGUGAUCUCUUAAAUGAAAUGGGUGAUUAUACAAAAUCUCAAAAGUAUUUUGAAAACUUACUAAAAAAUCAACCAAUUCAUGAUUUAAUGUUAGCUGAUAUUUAUCGUUGA